Messenger RNA from Cuscuta epithymum, 2830 nucleotides. Lineage: Eukaryota; Viridiplantae; Streptophyta; Magnoliopsida; Solanales; Convolvulaceae. The record is from the annotation of a GenBank genome assembly.
ACAGGGGAUAUAAAAUCAGCUCAGGAACAAUAUGACCGGGAGGGAUUUCCCUCCAUCGCUUACGAAUUACAGUUAUUGCCAACAAGAGAAUAACGAACCCUCCUCCCCCUUUCUUCUCAUCAACUUUAUUUCAUUUCAUCAUUUCCCCAGCUGGCUGCUGCAAAAAAUCUUGAUACACGGAGCACUCUUUCUUGAUUUCCCGGCCGGCAUUGUUUCCGAUCGAGCGACAAGUCCCAAGGUGUUGUCAUAGGCAUUAGAUCGAUUGAAUGAGAGAUUGAUUACCUGGAAGCCAGGCGGCGCACACUUUCGAGUUAAUUUGCAGCUAGCAUGCACCGCACUGUACCAGAGAUUAUCCAGAGAUUAUCCAAUUAAUAAUUUGAAAUGGGAGUGGGAGCGCGCGGCAUGGAAGAUGGAUAGAUUGUUGUGUAGGCCGGCGUCACGGCUCCGCCGGUACCGGCGAUGUUUAUAUUCCGACAGCGCAGCGAGGUCGGCAGAGGGGGGAGAGGAGGAGGGGGUGGGGUGGCGACACAAGAUAUUGGAUCCGAGCAGCGGGUUCGUGAACCUGUGGAACCACAUCUUCCUGGUCACCUGCCUCAUCUCCCUGUCCAUAGAUCCCCUUUACUUCUACCUGCCGUACGUCGGCGGCAAGGCCUGCAUGUCCACCGACAAGAGCGCCUCCGUAGCCAUAACCUACUUCCGCACCCUCACCGACUUCUUCUACGUUCUCCACAUGCUCCUCAAAUUCCGCACCGCCUUCGUCGCCCCCAGCUCCCGGGUUUUCGGCCGGGGCGAGCUCGUCAUGGACUCCACCGAAAUCGCUAUGCGCUAUCUCAAAUCCGAUUUCAUCAUUGAUUUCGCAGCCACCCUCCCUUUACCUCAGAUUGUGAUUUGGUAUGUGAUUCCGGCCACGAAAGGCAACGGCUCCGGCCACGACAACAACACCAUUGCUCUCAUCGUCCUCAUUCAAUACCUUCCCAGGUUGCUCGUUAGCAUUCCCUUAAAUCAGAGGAUUAUCAAAACCACCGGCUUUAUUGCUAAAACAGCUUGGGCAGGAGCUGCAUAUAACCUUAUCCUCUUCAUGUUAGCCAGCCAUGUACUGGGGGCUUCAUGGUACCUCUCGUCCAUUGGGCGCCAGCACUCUUGCUGGACAAUGCAGUGUAAGAUUGAGCAGAAUGCGGUGCCACCUUGCGUGCCGAGUUUUCUGGACUGUGAGAGCGUGACUUCCCAUACGCUGGAGCGGGAGUACUGGCUCAACACCACAUCAUUGCUCUCGCGUUGCGAUCCUAAUAAUGAGGACUCUGAUUUUAAAUUCGGAAUGUUUGCUGAUGCCUUCACCAGUGAAGUCGCAUCCUCUCGAUUUAUCGAAAAGUAUCUCUACUGUCUCUGGUGGGGCUUAAGAAAUUUGAGUUCAUAUGGACAGAAUUUGAUGACUAGCACUUACAUUGGGGAAACAGUCUUUUGUAUUUCCGUGUGUAUCAUUGGCUUAAUUCUAUUUUCUCAUUUGAUUGGGAACAUGCAGACUUACCUGCAAUCCUCUGACGGUGAGACUUGAGGAGUGGAGGAUUAGAAGAAGAGAUACAGAAGAAUGGAUGAGGCAUCGGCAGUUACCACCAGAUCUGCAAAGACGUGGUUCGUCAAUUUGAGCAAUACAAAUGGCUGGCCACCAGAGGAGUGAAGGAAGAAUCUAUCUUGAAAUCCUUACCGCUGGAUCUUCGUCGUGAGAUUCAGAGACAUCUUUGUCUUAACCCUCGUUCGCAGAGUACGUACGUAUAUACGAAGCAUUUCAAUUUAGAAAUAAAGCAUUUAGUCAUAUUUCAGGAAUCACCAUCUCUGUCUUUGAGUCAUAUCUCCUAUACUGUCUUUGAUCUACGUGCGUGCAUACUACAUGCAUGGCAGGUUCCAUUCUUUGCACAGAUGGAUGAUCAACUGCUUGAUGCCAUCUGUGAACGGCUAGUGUCAUCUCUGAGCACAAAAGACACGUACAUUGUGCGGGAGGGUGAUCCGGUGAGCGAGAUGCUUUUCAUCAUUAGGGGCACACUCCAAAGUUCCACAACCAACGGAGGAAGAUCAGGAUUCUACAAUACUUAUGACCUCAGGCCCGGAGACUUUUGCGGGGAGGAGUUACUCACAUGGGCUCUACUCCCCAACUCUUCACUAAACCUGCCUUCCUCAACUCGCACCGUGCGAACACGGUGUGAGGUUGAGGCAUUUGCGCUUCGCGCUGAGGACCUUAAGUUCUUCGCCGUUCAGUUCAAACAUCUCCACAGUAAGAGGCUGCAGCAUGCCUUUCGGCACUAUUCUCAGCAGUGGAGGACCUGGGGCGCCUGCUAUAUCCAAUCUGCAUGGAGAAGGUACAAAAAGAAAAAGUUGGCCAAAGAGCUGUCUUUGCAUGAGACAGGCUAUUAUCAAUACAUGCCGCCCACGGAAUUAGCUGGUGUAGACAAUGAAUCAUCAUCAUCAUCAUCAUCUGGAGGUUAUGAUGGUGUGGACACUCAUGCACCGCAGCACAUUGGACCCACAAUUUUGGCCUCCAAAUUUGCAGCAAAUACAAGAAGGGGGGUCAUGCAAAAAGUUAAGAUAACUACUCCUGCACCUUCAUCAUCCAGUCUCAAAAUGUCACAACUAUGUAAACCAGAAGAGCCUGAUUUCUCUAGCUCUUAAAUGAGAAUCUAAUAUUCACUUGUACCUUCAUCCCUCAUACACAUUAGAUUGAAGAUGUCUGACUUCCUUUCUUUAGAAUAUACAAGAAUUUUGACUGCUAAAGUCUGUUGUAUAGGGUAAUUUUAUUCUUCUACUUGUAAAUCAUUGCAGCGUCUAGGUUUUGGUCAAC